Molecule: messenger RNA, 3533 nt
Organism: Myodes glareolus (Bank vole)
Lineage: Eukaryota; Metazoa; Chordata; Mammalia; Rodentia; Cricetidae
Source: RefSeq, a predicted model, not a curated record
CUCUCCUCUCUCCCCUUCUCUCCUCCAUUUUCUCCUUUCCCCUUCCUCCCCUCCUGGCCCGCCCUUUGCUUUUCCACCUGUCCUUCCUCCCCGCUGCUGGGGAGACAUCGUUUUGGAUUAGCUGGGGGCCACCACCGGCGGCGGGGGAGGGGGCCCAGUGGACUGCCCUCUCCCCCGGCCCCAGCCUCACCAGCACCCAGAAUCGGAGCAUCUCCUGGUUGUCGUUCUUCGGGCCUCGAGGGAGCCCAGCCCUCCGUCCCACCAGGAUCCGUGGCAAGUGGGGGCCGCGGCAGCUGCGUCCCCAUGAGGAGAAGAGGAAGAUGCCGGCUGAGCUGCUGCUGCUGCUGAUAGUUGCCUUCGCCAACCCCAGCUGCCAGGUGCUGUCAUCACUGCGCAUGGCUGCAAUCCUGGACGACCAGACCGUGUGUGGCCGCGGUGAGCGUCUGGCCCUCGCCCUGGCCCGGGAACAAAUCAACGGGAUCAUCGAGGUCCCAGCCAAGGCCCGAGUGGAAGUUGACAUCUUUGAGCUGCAGCGGGACAGCCAGUACGAGACCACGGACACCAUGUGUCAGAUACUGCCCAAGGGGGUCGUGUCUGUCCUGGGACCCUCCUCCAGCCCAGCUUCUGCCUCCACCGUGAGCCAUAUCUGUGGGGAGAAGGAGAUUCCCCACAUCAAGGUGGGUCCUGAGGAGACACCCCGCCUUCAGUACCUUCGCUUCGCAUCUGUCAGCCUGUACCCCAGUAAUGAGGACGUCAGCCUGGCGGUCUCCCGAAUCCUCAAGUCUUUUAACUACCCCUCGGCUAGCCUCAUCUGCGCCAAGGCUGAGUGUUUGCUACGAUUGGAAGAAUUGGUACGAGGCUUUCUCAUCUCUAAGGAGACACUGUCAGUGAGGAUGCUGGACGACAGCCGGGACCCCACGCCGCUACUCAAGGAGAUCCGAGAUGACAAAGUCUCUACCAUCAUCAUUGAUGCCAACGCGACCAUCUCCCACCUCGUCCUCCGUAAGGCUUCGGAACUAGGAAUGACCUCAGCGUUUUACAAGUACAUCCUCACCACCAUGGACUUCCCUAUCCUGCAUCUGGAUGGUAUUGUAGAGGAUUCUUCCAACAUCCUGGGCUUUUCCAUGUUCAACACCUCCCAUCCCUUCUACCCGGAGUUUGUGCGCAGUCUCAACAUGUCCUGGAGAGAGAACUGUGAAGCCAGCGCCUACCCUGGGCCUGCGCUGUCUGCCGCCCUGAUGUUUGAUGCUGUGCAUGUGGUGGUAAGCGCCGUCCGAGAACUGAACCGAAGCCAGGAGAUUGGCGUCAAGCCACUGGCCUGUACUUCGGCCAACAUUUGGCCCCAUGGGACCAGCCUCAUGAACUACCUACGCAUGGUAGAGUAUGACGGGCUGACCGGGCGGGUUGAGUUCAACAGCAAAGGGCAGAGGACCAACUACACACUGCGCAUCCUGGAGAAGUCCCGCCAGGGCCACCGUGAGAUAGGGGUGUGGUACUCUAACAGGACCCUGGCCAUGAACGCCACUACCCUGGACAUCAACCUGUCACAGACUCUAGCCAACAAGACACUGGUGGUCACGACUAUCCUGGAGAACCCGUAUGUCAUGCGCAGGCCUAACUUCCAGGCCUUGUCAGGGAACGAGCGCUUCGAGGGCUUCUGUGUGGACAUGCUUCGGGAGCUGGCGGAGCUGCUGCGCUUCCGGUAUCGCCUGCGGUUGGUAGAGGAUGGACUGUACGGAGCACCUGAGCCAAAUGGCUCCUGGACAGGCAUGGUUGGCGAGCUCAUCAACCGGCAGAAGGCAGACUUGGCUGUGGCAGCCUUCACCAUCACCGCGGAGCGGGAGAAAGUCAUUGACUUCUCCAAGCCCUUCAUGACCCUGGGGAUCAGCAUCCUCUACAGAGUGCACAUGGGCCGCAAGCCUGGCUAUUUCUCCUUCCUGGACCCCUUCUCCCCUGCUGUGUGGCUCUUCAUGCUUCUUGCCUACCUUGCUGUCAGCUGUGUCCUUUUCCUGGCUGCCAGGCUGAGCCCUUACGAGUGGUACAAUCCUCACCCAUGCCUUCGGGCGCGUCCCCAUAUUCUGGAGAACCAGUACACGCUGGGCAACAGCCUCUGGUUCCCUGUGGGUGGCUUCAUGCAACAAGGCUCAGAGAUCAUGCCCCGGGCGCUGUCCACGCGCUGUGUCAGCGGAGUCUGGUGGGCCUUCACUUUGAUCAUCAUCUCCUCCUACACGGCCAACCUGGCCGCCUUCCUCACGGUGCAGCGCAUGGAGGUGCCUGUGGAGUCGGCUGACGACCUGGCGGAUCAGACCAACAUUGAGUAUGGCACUAUCCACGCCGGCUCCACCAUGACCUUCUUCCAGAACUCGCGGUACCAGACAUACCAGCGGAUGUGGAACUACAUGCAGUCGAAACAGCCUAGUGUGUUUGUCAAGAGCACCGAGGAAGGAAUUGCCCGAGUCCUCAACUCCCGCUACGCCUUCCUGCUGGAGUCCACCAUGAAUGAGUACCACCGGCGCCUCAAUUGCAACCUCACCCAGAUCGGGGGCCUCCUCGACACCAAGGGCUAUGGCAUCGGCAUGCCGCUGGGCUCUCCGUUCCGGGAUGAGAUCACGCUGGCCAUCCUGCAGCUCCAAGAGAACAACAGGCUGGAGAUCCUGAAGCGCAAGUGGUGGGAGGGCGGCCGGUGCCCCAAGGAGGAGGACCACAGGGCCAAAGGUUUGGGCAUGGAGAAUAUUGGAGGUAUUUUUGUUGUGCUCAUCUGUGGCCUCAUCAUUGCUGUCUUCGUGGCGGUCAUGGAAUUCAUCUGGUCCACGCGGAGGUCAGCGGAGUCCGAGGAGGUGAGAUUGACUGUGGUUGGGGCUGGAGUCCGGGAGAUCCCAGGGCCCAAAGUGGUGGGCGGUAGGAACUUGGAUGAAGUAGAGGGAGGAUAUAAGAGGUAGGGGUGGGGUCGGGGAGCCAGGAAGUAAGAGAGGAGCCGAGAAACUCCUGGUUAGAUAAAGGAGGUGACAGAUCAGAGAACUGGACAAAGGGUCUAGGAUAGGAGAAAGGACAGAGGAGGGAAGGAGAGCAGAGGGAGUGAUGAGAAUUCCAGGACCCAUCUAAAAAAGGGUGUGGAGGAUUCCCGAGGCUGAAAAACAAAAGAAACAGCUGGUGUGGCAGUGCACUCAGGAGGCAGAGGUGGGCACAUGGGUCAGCCAUUCAGGACUGUCCACAUCUACAUAAUGAGUUCAAGCUCAGCCUGAGCCACAUGACACCCUGUUUCAGAGAGAGACAGACAGACAGACAAACCAAGCAUAGUGGCUUCAUAAUCCCAGCCCCUGAGAAGCUGAGGUAGGAGGAUUGCCACAGUUUGCCUCGGCCUCUCGGGUGGUAGCAGUGCAGGCGUACCCCCAUCACACCCAUCUAAGACUGUGCCGCUGAGAGGAGUGGCACAUGCCAGGAGAGGGACGCAGGGUGAGGAAGUUUUCCUGGAAAAGGCAGGGCAGACAGUGUGUGCAGCAGAGAGGACAGAGAGGACAGAGGAGGGACUGGCU